Messenger RNA from Penicillium brasilianum, 1659 nucleotides. NCBI's taxonomy places the organism in Eukaryota, Fungi, Ascomycota, Eurotiomycetes, Eurotiales, Aspergillaceae. The record is from the annotation of a GenBank genome assembly.
AUGGCCACAGAAUGGCGCAGAUUACGGUUAUCGCAAGAAGAUGUGCCUCCGCUGCUGUGUCAGUACACAUGGACCCGCCAAGGCUACGAGCUGUACGUGACGGACUUGACCUCCAUCUGGUCUGAACGACUGUCUCUUAAAGAGAUUUUGAAGCGAGCGGAUGAGAGCGCCACCACGAUUGAUCCUAGUGAGGGUUUGGACCAGCUUGAUCUUCUACUCACCAAGAUCGGAGAAGCUCUUCGUGGCGACGGGGGCACUGCGACAACAAUAAACACGGUUACCACUCCGGAUUCUCUCGAACUCAAAACGACCACCAAGUUGCCCGCUCCUUUGAGACCGCUCAAAUGGACGCUUCGGGUAUUCAAAGAGCCUGCGUCCUCUAUGACCACAAAUGUAAUUCUGCCCCUGUUACGAGGCGAGGCAACCUGGGAAUCCCGUCAGCGAUCCUUACUUGAUCAGCUCAAGCAGAAGGACUGGGUGCUAGGGAAGCUGUUUGAUAGAUUUGAAGCACUAGGAGCAGAUCUAGGAACUGUUUUUCCUGGUGCAGCUGGCAUGCGCACCGCUCGAAAGGGCAGCUCGAGAUCUGAGGCUGCCAAGUUCAUCAAAGGUGUUGCGCCGUUUGAUGAGCAUACUUGGCUCGCCGAAUCUGCAGGCUCUUCCUCCGGCACCAAGGUAGCUUUCAACCUCGUUCAUGAGUUCACAGGAUCAGGCAGGGGCCUCGAUCUUGAGAGACUUCGCCCGUCGCAAGAGAAGUGGUGGAGUGGUCUCCAAAGCCAUCCCGAGACCACUUCUUUUCGAGAGGAGGAACCAAAGAAGCCUUCUACAUCCCAAAGCAAAAUCAAGCCUGUUGAACCACAGUGUGACGUAGACCUGGACGAGGACACAGCAUCGGAAAGUGACAUUGAUGAGUUUGAGCAACAAGAAGUCAUCCCUCGACAGAGGGUACAAGAGACUGAAUCCGCGAUACCCCCACCGAAACAAGAGGCCAAAAAGAAGAGUCUAUCACCACCGCCCCAACCAGCGCAUACAAACGAUGGGACAGCAACCGAAUCCGAGCAUGAGCCUGAACUGGAACCCGAGCUUUCACCUCCGACUCGACGAAGACGUACACCGGCAGCUUCACCUCCUCUUGAACCCACUGCGCCAGACAUGCCAUCUAAAGAGCCUCCCAGCAAGCCCAAAAAGGGCCUCGGCGUGAUUGGAGGCAAGAAGAAGGCAGCAGAACCAGAGCCUCAACCUGAGAGUGCCCCUUCACCACCGCCCAAACAACCCUCCAUACAUUCCGAGGAUCAUACGUCAACCAUCGCAUCACCAGCCAAAACCAAAAAGUCUACAAGGCUGGGAAUGAUAGGCGGCAAGGCAAAAACGAAAGCAGCGACUCCUACCAAGACACCACCUGUUCAAGAGGAGUCUCCGGCUGUGGGCCCUUCACCUGAGCGAAAGACCCGUGGAUCAUCUCCAGCCCCCAUGCAACCAGCCACAGACCGGGUACCGCCCAAAAGGGAAUCCCGAGAGCCGUCACUGCCAGUCCAAGCACCAAGUGCAGCACCGGCUCCUGAAGAAACCGAGGCGCAACGAGCUGAUCGUAAGCGGGAGGAGCUUAAGCGGCAGUUGGAAGCGAAGAGUAAGGCGCCUGCGAAGAAGAAGCGGAGGUUUUGA